CGUAACGGCGACGCGCGGCCGUUGGUCGAUCUCCGUCGAAUGUUGGUAUAAAAGAGGCCUGCCGAGCUGUUUCGAGCAUCAAUCCGACUCUCCAAACCAACCACCAAGCUUCACGUCAAGCGAAACAAUCUACGAAAUGAAGUGCAUCGCGGCUAUCGUUUUGCUCGCCCUGGUCGGCGUAGCUCUAGCGAAACCUCUGGAAACGGAGUCGAUCGAGCCAUCGAAGCCGGAAUCGGCGGUGGCAGAGGAAACGGAGACCGCGAUCCGCGACAAGAGAGGAUUGCUGCUGAGCGCAGCUUACACCGCACCGGUCGCUUACAGCGCGUACACCGCCCCGGUCGCCUACACGUCUGCUUACACCAGCUACCCUUACGCCGCUUAUGCCGGCUACCCUUACUACGCGGCUGCCUACUCGGCGCCGUACUACGUUCUCUAAACCAUCCAUCCACACCACCGACCUACGACUGCAAUCUCGACGACUGCACCGAUCGACGACAGCAACAGCAACAGCUUUCCACGAUUCCAUCGAUCGAGAUGCACGAACAAUCGCGCGGAAGGAUGGAUAGCACGAUAUCAGAGGAAAUUACCGAACUCGGGAAUAUAAUCGAGGAUAAUUAUAGGAUAAUAGUCUUUUCUAUGGACGUGAUUGCCAGAUGCUAGCAUCUAUCCGCGCUCUACUAACAACCUAACAUUGAUACGUAAUUGUACGUGUAAUAAAUUUCGUUGCAAAG
This is a messenger RNA of Frieseomelitta varia, 731 nucleotides long. RefSeq lists its product as uncharacterized. Bases 137 to 436 code for a protein of 99 amino acids. The transcript is spliced from 2 exons. Lineage: Eukaryota; Metazoa; Arthropoda; Insecta; Hymenoptera; Apidae. The record is from RefSeq and is a predicted model, not a curated record.